Molecule: messenger RNA, 716 nt
Organism: Cyprinodon variegatus (sheepshead minnow)
Lineage: Eukaryota; Metazoa; Chordata; Actinopteri; Cyprinodontiformes; Cyprinodontidae
Gene: lamtor2
Product: late endosomal/lysosomal adaptor, MAPK and MTOR activator 2
Exons: 4
Coding region: 136-513 (125 amino acids)
Biological process (GO): positive regulation of TOR signaling; cellular response to amino acid stimulus
Cellular component (GO): Ragulator complex
Molecular function (GO): molecular adaptor activity; guanyl-nucleotide exchange factor activity
Source: RefSeq, a predicted model, not a curated record
AGAAGAAGAAACCGGAAAAAAGAAAGUCAGCUGACCCGACUGUCUCGUCUUUCGCUGUCUGAGAGACUUUUUAAAAAAUAUUUCGGGGCAGUUUUUACACAGAUUUAAUUAGUUUGUUCGGUUCUGGGAGCUGAAAUGCUGCGACCGAAAGCUUUGACCCAAGUUCUGAGCCAAGCGAACACCAACGGAGUCCAGAGCACCCUCUUGUUGAACAAUGAGGGAUCUCUGCUGGCUUAUUCCGGUUAUGGAGACACAGACGCCAGAGUCACCGCCGCCAUUGCCAGCAACAUCUGGGCCGCCUACGACAAGAACGGCCACCAAGCGUUUAAUGAAGACCAGCUGAAGUUCAUCCUGAUGGACUGCAUGGAGGGGCGAGUGGCCAUCACCCGGGUGGCCAACCUGCUGCUGUGCAUGUACGCCAAGGAGACGGUGGGCUUUGGGAUGCUGAAGGCCAAGGCGGAGGCGCUGGUUCAGUAUCUGGAGGAACCUUUAACUCAGGUGGCGGCAUCGUAGCGGAUCCGCGGCUGAAGCUUCUGAAAACGGACCCCUGGAUCGGGAUCCUUAAUGAGCAUCGGAUGUUGGAGGUUUUACUGAAGGACUCUGUGCUUCUCCAGCUUCUCUCACUAACCUCAGUCCAUCCUGGGGAAGAUGUGAUUCUGUGAAAAUGUGUCUAAAUAAUAAAUGUUGUGAGAAUAUUUCCCUUUUUCAGAUGAAUU